AUGUUUGGCAGAACAGCAAUCCUGCCACCAGUUAGCGACAUCAGACCACCAGUGAUGCGAUCACACAACACGGAAACAUGGGUGACAUACCUAAACCAUUACAUUCCGGUAAUCCAAGGCCAAAUUCGAUCCAACAUCCAAAAAGCGCAAGAGAGGCAGAAACGGAAUUACGACAAAAAA
Messenger RNA from Zychaea mexicana, 180 nucleotides. RefSeq lists its product as uncharacterized. Lineage: Eukaryota; Fungi; Mucoromycota; Mucoromycetes; Mucorales; Lichtheimiaceae. The annotation marks the transcript as partial. The transcript has a single exon. The record is from RefSeq and is a predicted model, not a curated record.